Messenger RNA from Tachysurus vachellii, 3707 nucleotides. It is a transcript of the gene chst12a, whose product is annotated as carbohydrate (chondroitin 4) sulfotransferase 12a. The transcript has 2 exons. Gene Ontology annotation, molecular function: sulfotransferase activity. Gene Ontology annotation, cellular component: membrane. The record is from RefSeq and is a predicted model, not a curated record. Gene Ontology annotation, biological process: proteoglycan biosynthetic process; carbohydrate biosynthetic process. Lineage: Eukaryota; Metazoa; Chordata; Actinopteri; Siluriformes; Bagridae. The coding region runs from base 158 to 1465 and encodes 435 amino acids.
CGUUACACUGAUGCACGAGGCGUAAACUUCAUGCUGAAGUCUCGCGAUGUUUCCGUGAUCUCGUGUGAAGCGCGGUCGCACAUCAUUCCGGAGGAGACGACGACGUCUGGGUGGAGGGUGUCGAGAUGGCUGAUGGUGAUAUGGAGCUUCGGUGAGAAUGGAACCGUCCAAACCAGACAAAAUGGGCAAGACAAGGCUUUUCCGCAUCUUUCUCAUCCUGGGUUCUGUCUUCAUGAUCCUACUGAUCAUCAUCUACUGGGAUGAUGUUGGAGCCACCCAGUUUUACCUCCACACAACCAUAUCUGGACCUCAUUCUUCCCGCCUACCACCGCCUGAGAGUAAUGCUGCUUCCAAAAACAAAGCUGAGGAGGACAAAGAAGGCUCGUUCCUGGCCGACAUUGACGCGUUCGUCAACCAGUUUCUGGAAGGCACCGCCGACCCUACAGAGCAAUCGAGAGCUGAGACGCCGCCUGGUGAGACUCACAACCAGUCCUCAGAAAAACCUGAAGAAAGAUUUGUCCCCAGGCGCGAGUGGAAAAUCCACCUGACCCCCAUUGCCACAGAGAAGAAGCAAAGACAGGACAGUAGGAAGCAGCUGAUCCGCGACCUUUGCAGCAGCAACAGCAGCUUCGACUUCCCAGGCAAAAACCGGAGGUUUGACGACAUCCCCAACAAAGAGCUGGACCACCUGAUUGUAGACGACCGGCACGGGAUCAUCUACUGCUACGUUCCCAAGGUGGCGUGCACCAACUGGAAGCGCAUCAUGAUAGUGCUCAGCGAGAGCCUGCUGGUGAACGGCGUUCCCUACCAGGACCCUCUGGACAUCCCUGUCGAGCUCAUUCACAACAGCAGCGUGCACUUCACCUUCAACAAGUUCUGGAAGCGCUACGGCAAGUUCUCUCGGCAUCUAAUGAAAAUCAAGCUGAAGAAGUACACCAAGUUCUUGUUCAUCCGAGACCCUUUCGUCCGCCUCAUCUCGGCCUACCGCAAUAAGUUCGAGCUGGAGAACGAGGACUUCUACAAACGAUUCGCCAUGAUAAUGCUGAAAAGAUACGGCAACUACGUCGACCCGCCGGCGUCAGUGGCGGACGCCUUCGCUGCCGGUAUCAAACCCACAUUUUCUAACUUUAUUCAGUAUCUGUUGGAUGCGGACACCGAGAAAGAAAUGCCGUUUAACGAGCACUGGAGGCAGAUGCACCGCUUGUGCCACCCUUGUCAGAUCAAUUACGACUUUGUGGGAAAGCUGGAGACGUUGGACGAGGACGCCGAGCAUUUGUUGCGAAUCCUGCGGGUAGACAACGUCGUCCAGUUUCCUGCGAGUCAUCACAACAGGACGGUCAGCAGCUGGGAGCAGGACUGGUUCGCCAACAUACCUUACGAAUCACGCAGACAGUUGUACAAGCUCUACGAGGCUGACUUCAGACUGUUCGGGUAUCCCAAACCCAAUAAGAUUUUACACGAGUGAUAAUUGGUUUCUGUUCAGCAGAGCAGUUUCUUGCUGUGAUUCUAUUUAACCGUAAUUCAUUCGGUUAACAAAUAGAGAUUUUACUCAUUUACUUUUGUUUCUUUACCUUUAGCUCUGGGGCAACGCUUCUGGUUUGCUUAUUGCACAGGCAUUAGAAAAGGUUCAUUAUUAAGUGUGUGCUGUAUACAGAUUUCUACAUUAAAUCUUCUUCUGAAGACACGUCCCCCCCCUUUACAGUGUGUACUGUAAAGUCAGGCGAAGAUUUGGGUUGGUUGUAAUUAUUGAAGAAAAUCACAACAUUAAUAAUGUCUUCUGUUUUUCAAGUAUUGUGUAUGCUGUAACAUGUCCUCAGUUAUACAGGUUCCCACCUCCUGUAGAGAAAUAUGCAGCUUGAACAUACAACUGCUAUGUUCUGCACAUUUAGGACCAUGCACAUUGAAUAUGUAGAAUAUUUUUGUAUUUUUGCUAUUACACACAACAUAUAUAUAUAUAUGUAUAUGUAUGUAUGUUUGUGUGUGUGCAAGAGAAACAUUUAUUUUGGAAGAAGGAACUGUGAGCUUUUUAAAGGAAAGGAAAGGAUUUACUGCACUCCUGUAGCAUUGCGAGAUUAAAAAAAACAACAAAAAAAACAAGCCCAUGUCGUUGCCACUCAUUAAGCAUCGCUUAGGUGUAGACAUCACCUCAUUUUCUUUUUCUUUUUUUUUGUUACUAUCAUUUGCAUUUUUGUCUGCCACCUCAGGAUGCCAACACUUUUUCAGACCUCAUUUAAAAUGUAUUGAGUGCAAAAAAGAUUUUGCAAACGUUUACUUUAACAGGAAAGCCUGAGCAGUAUUGGCUGUAAUCAUGCACUGCACUCCACACAGGCUACUUCUGUCAUUGCUGUGUAAUCAAUCAGUGUUAUUGAGCAUCUUUUGUUUUUUCUUAAAGUAUGUUUAAUGUUUAAUAGGCAUCAGUAGGACGUUUCUUUAAAUCCAGUGAAGCGGCCAGGCUGAAAGAUCGGAGCUGGUGUUCUUUACUGUCGUUGUGGCGUCUUUCCUUUUUAUCUCUCACAUUUGUUUCUGCUUUGAUAUGAACGCCGGUUCCCCUGGCAGCAAGCCUCGGCCUCUUAUCAUCAUCAUGUCUUUCAUGCUAGCGUGUGUCUGCCCUUUUUUUUUUUUUAUUUUAUUUUUUUUUACAUUUGUAGACAAGUAUUGCUUGUUUCGUUCAUCAUGUAGCAUUCAGUGAACGAUUCCUGCUUUAAGUUUUUUUUCUUGGAGCAAAAAAAAGCACAAAUCUUUCUCCAAGGCCCUUAAAGAGUAAACAUUGAACAUUAAGCGCCCGGUUUGCUGUAGAAUUAAGUAAGCUUGUUAUUGAGACUCUGUGGAAAGAUUUGAUGUGGAAAGUUUUUAGUCACCAUUGCGGUGUUUGCGCGGUGCUUUUUGCACAUGGAAUAGUCCACAAACUGGACGAGAAAACACUGUUCGCCAGAAACAGGAGUUUUAUUCCUCAGUGGAGCAGUGUACAGAGAGCAGGAGCAUUACAAAGCACAGUGUGAAUCUAGUAGGUCAGAGGAUAAACGGUGUGUGUGUGUGUGUGUGUGUGUGUGUGUGUGUGUGUGUGUGUGUGUGUGUGUGUGUGUGUGUGUGUGUAUCUAAACCAUCAUCAGCAGCUGUACUAGAGGAGGCACUGCACCGGGUGCUAGCAGUGCCUUUCAUAAAAUAAGAAUGAAAAAGUUUACACACAAAAACAUGUAUAAUGUACAGGUAUUUUUGUAAAUGGAACAAAAUUUGAGAUUUUUUUUUUUUUUUAUUUGCUAGUUAAAUGAUGAAAUAAUUUAAAAGUAUUAAAUUCUGUGUCUUUGGAUUUUAAACAGAAGACUUUAUUUCCUGGCUGUAUCAGUAAUAUUUGUUUAGUUCUCUUUCCAUCAUGUCCACUGUUGUUAUACCAACAGUUUAAUGUCUGCACAGUAUUUCCUGAUGUUAUCGUGCCACAGUGUUCACUGAAACGACAGAUUAACGACAGAUUCGUGCUCUCUUGCUGCCUGAUGUGAUGCUGAUGCAAAAAAAAAUAAAUGAACAAUUACUCUGAGACGAUUCGCCAACACGAGGGGUUUGUUUGCAUGGAAUUUGUUCAUUUUAAGGGAAAUCGCCGUGCUUGCGAUUUAAAAAGCCGAUGUGUAUUUCUUAAUGUUGCAUCAUCUAAAAAAAAAAAAACUUUUUCCAUUGUACUGAUCUGAAAUACAGGUUGUUUUUGGCUGGUGGUG